Messenger RNA from Alternaria atra, 591 nucleotides. RefSeq lists its product as uncharacterized. Gene Ontology annotation, molecular function: actin binding; Arp2/3 complex binding. Gene Ontology annotation, cellular component: actin cortical patch. The transcript is spliced from 4 exons. The record is from RefSeq and is a predicted model, not a curated record. Gene Ontology annotation, biological process: negative regulation of Arp2/3 complex-mediated actin nucleation; actin filament debranching. NCBI's taxonomy places the organism in Eukaryota, Fungi, Ascomycota, Dothideomycetes, Pleosporales, Pleosporaceae. The coding region runs from base 1 to 591 and encodes 196 amino acids.
AUGAAGGUGUAUGGACAUGACGGUAGUGCAUUGGCUAGCGCCAUCCGUCCACCUCAGGAACCCCCGCCAACAGACCCCACUAACGUGUGCCGUCCGUCAGACUCCCUCAGCCCUACACCACCCCCCGAACAUCGUCAAACGCCCGUUGCGAACUUAACUUUUGCCAUCAGUUCCGAGGCACGAUUAUACACCUUCUCGGAUGAGACCAAGACCAAGCUACGCAAGUUCCGUUUAGGCACCUCGCGCGCCAAAGACCCGCAGGCCGUCAUCUACGAAAUCGAUAAGAAGACGCUCGAAGUACGCCAGGCCGACGACGACGUCUACUCCGAUGUACAGAGCCUCGCCGACGAGCUCCCCGACCAUGCCCCGCGAUUCGUGCUCUUGAGCUACCCGUUGACCCUCGACUCGGGACGGUUAUCGGUGCCAUACGUCAUGCUAUACUACCUGCCGAUAACAUGCAACAGCGAAGUGAAGAUGCUGUACGCCGGCGCAAAGGAGUUGAUGCGAAAUACGAGCGAGGUCAACAGGAUCAUCGAGAUCGACAGUGCUGAGGAUUUGGAAGAGAUUGAGAAGCUGCUAAAGGAUGUCUAG